Molecule: messenger RNA, 1268 nt
Organism: Megalobrama amblycephala (Wuchang bream)
Lineage: Eukaryota; Metazoa; Chordata; Actinopteri; Cypriniformes; Xenocyprididae
Gene: mrto4
Product: MRT4 homolog, ribosome maturation factor
Exons: 8
Coding region: 82-810 (242 amino acids)
Biological process (GO): nuclear-transcribed mRNA catabolic process; ribosomal large subunit assembly; rRNA processing
Cellular component (GO): preribosome, large subunit precursor; nucleolus
Molecular function (GO): RNA binding
Source: RefSeq, a predicted model, not a curated record
CCACUAGGCGGCGGUGUGAUUCCUCACUGUUUCUCAAGCGUUCUGAGUUCAUCAGGCGAAGAAGAAAACAACGUGAGAGCCAUGCCGAAAUCCAAGAGAGACAAGAAAGUUUCUUUAACCAAAACAACCAAAAAGGGGUUGGAAUCCAAACAAAACCUGAUUGAAGAGCUGCGGAAAUGUGCAGACAUCUACAGAUACGUGUUUGUGUUCUCAGUAGAGAACAUGAGAAACAACAAACUGAAAGACAUCAGGACAGCCUGGAAACACAGCCGGUUCUUCUUCGGUAAGAACAAAGUCAUGAUGAUUGCGCUGGGAAAAGGACCGACAGACGAAUACAAAGAUAAUCUGCAUAAACUGAGCAGGUUUCUCAGAGGUGAAGUCGGUGUUUUGUUCACAAACAAAACCAAAGACGAGGUGCAAGAAUAUUUCAGUAACUUUAAAGAGAUGGAUUACGCUCGAGCAGGAAACGUAGCAACCAUGGCAGUGACGCUGGAUGAGGGUCCGCUGGAGCAGUUUCCACACUCAAUGGAGCCUCAGCUCAGACAGCUGGGCCUCCCUACGGCUCUGAAGAAAGGUGUGGUGACACUGAUAAAGGAUUUUGAAGUGUGUAAAGACGGAGACACACUCACACCCGAACAGGCUCGAAUUCUGAAACUCUUUGGAAUCGAGAUGGCGGAAUUCAAAUUAUCGAUUAAGUGCAUGUGGAAUUCUGAAUCCGGGGACUUUGAGAAGCUAACGGACGGUGACGAGGAUGCGACCAGGAAAGAGGAAUCAGAUGAAGACUCAGAGGAAGGAGAAGGGAGCGAAUAAAACCUGGACUCAGGCAGUGGACUUUUUUGCUAUGAACAUUUUGUGUUGAUCCAACAUAAACCCGUAAAAUGUUUUUAUUGAGUGUUUUUUCAGUCAUCUGCACAGUUUAGUUUGUAUCGUCAUCUUCUACAAUGUACAAAAUACUCAAAUACAAGGUUCUGUAUGACUGUACUGAACAGAGAACAGGUGAUCUGUGUUAUUCUUACUGUUAAAUAUAAGUUAUUUUAGCAAAUGUCUGGCAAGAAGAAAACAAAACACAGUGAUUCAUCAAGAUGCCACUAUUGCAUUCAUUUUAUUGCAUUCUCAUGUAAACGUGGGGAAAAUGUAAUUAAGUGUUGGUGAGCUCAGAAAGACGUUUGAUUUUGCAUUGUGUUUAUUAGGAAGCAGAAGGCUGGUCCAACUCAAUUUAUCACUGUUUUGUCACUUGACCGUAGAAAAAUAAAUCAGGCUUCAUAUUA